Messenger RNA from Micromonas pusilla CCMP1545, 2946 nucleotides. RefSeq lists its product as uncharacterized. The transcript has a single exon. Bases 1 to 2946 code for a protein of 981 amino acids. NCBI's taxonomy places the organism in Eukaryota, Viridiplantae, Chlorophyta, Mamiellophyceae, Mamiellales, Mamiellaceae. The record is from RefSeq and is a predicted model, not a curated record.
AUGAUCGUCCCGUCGUUCGGCGAAGGGUCGUGGCUCGAGGUCAUCCUCCAGCACCUCAGGGACGCCGGGAGCGAUGGCCUGACCCCGAGCGAGAUCGCGCUCCGCGCCGCGCGCUGCGGCCGCGAGCUCGGCAAGAGAGGCUUGGAUUCCGCGCUCGCGUCCAUCGUGCCCAUGUUCGGUCCGGGCCCGAAGGCGAAGACGGCGUACUUCGCGCGAGUCUCGCGGGACGAGCAGGGCGGGGAUAAGAACAACACGAAGUGGCGGCUCGCGGACGAUCUCGACGCGAGCGAGGUGCCGGCGACGGAUCCCGUCGAUCCGACGCGCGCGAGCUGGACGGUCGAGGAUCUGGCGGACGCGAACGCCAAAGGACUAGUCGGGAAGAAGAAGAAGCCCGCCGCGAGGGCGAAGGCCACGAGGGCGAAGGCGACGGAGGGAGGCGACGGGAAGGACAACAACCCCGAGGACGGCGCGGCGAAGGACCCGCCGCGGACGGCGAGGACGAAGUCCGCGAAGGUGAUCGACGACGACGAUGACGACGACGACGACGACGACGACGACGACACCCCCGCCGACGACGACGCGAAGACGGCGAAGCCGGACUCGCAGGACUCGCGGAGGCACGCCGCGGUCGCGCGAACCGCCGCCGCGACCGCGACGACGUCCGAUCCCGCGCGACGACCGGCGUGUGUGUACGCGUGGCCCCCGCCCAUCUCCGCCGACGCGUCGACGUCGCCGAAGAAGAAAAAGCCGACGCUCGCGACGAAGAAGGGCCACACCCCGCGCGAAAGCGUCCUCCUCCGCGUCCCGCGCCCGGACGACGCUUCUGGCGCGGAACCUGAGCCUCCCGCGGUGACGUCCGCGACCGGCUGGGUGAGCGUCUCCAGAGGCGCGAUCGUGAGGUUCGCGGACGGCGUCGCGAUGCAGGUGAACGAAUUCCACGAGGAAAACAAACCCGGCGGCGGCGGCGUCCUCGUCGGCGUCCUCGCGGCGACGCGCGCGGGGCUUCAGAAGUUCGUCGGCGCGCGCGGGACCAAGCUCAAGGUGAUGCCGGCGUACGACACGAUGGUGUUCAUGUUCGACGACGACGCGGAACAGAGGGAGAUCAUUCUCGUCAAGGCGGAGAUCAUCGAGCGGCGCGCCGAGGACGUCGAGCGCGUGCUCUCGACGCGUCUGAAGAGCGACGCCCCGGGCCGGGGGAAGCCGGAUCUGAAGAUGGUGCUCACCGGGAAGUACGACGAGCACUGGAGGUACGAGGGGUCGCUGGAGAAGAAAGAUCUGAGGAACGGCGCGGUGACGGAGUUGGACGCAAGUGCGGCGGAAAAGGCGGAGAAGGCGGCAGCGGCUUUGGCAAAGAAGGCGGCGGAAAAGGCGGAAAAGGCGGAAAAGGCAGUCGCGAAGAAGGCGGAGGUCCCCGCGCCCGCGCCCGCGAAGAAGCCGCCCGCGCCCGCGCCCGCGCCCGCGCCCGCGCCCGCGAAGAGAGAGCCGAAGCGAGAGGAGAAAGUCGACAGACCGGUCGCGAAGCGCGGAGACCUCCCGCCGGUCGUCGCGAUGGAGGUGGACGUGGACGUCGUGUCCGACGACCGCGGCGAGAAGCGGCGACGCGACCGCCCCGACGCGGACGCGCCCGCGGACGAGAAGAAGAUGAAGUUCUCCGAGGCGGUCGCGAGAGACCCGCCGCCCGCGUCCGCGAUCGGGUUCAGAAUACCCAAGUCGAACGCCGCGGCCGCGGCCGCGGCGGCGCCGGCGACGGACGCGGCGGCGGCGGCGGCGCGGGCGCGCGCGGACCGAGACCGCGAACGCGAACGCGACCGCGUCGCGCAGGAGCGCGAGGAGAAGGCGCGCAGGGAGAGAGAAGAGCGCGACGCGAGGCUCGAGCGCGAGCGCGAGCGCAGGGAGAGAGAAGAGCGUCAGCGACGCGCGCGCGCGGCGCUGCUGGAGAGCCAGGCGGCGAAGGCGGCGGCGGCGUCCGAGCGCGAGAAGGGGGAGAUUUUCACGCGCGCGCCCGCCGCCGAGCCGGGCGACGCCGCCGCGCGCGCCGCCGCCGUCGGCGACGAGAACGCCGCGGCGUACGCGCGCCUGAGGGCGAAGUACGCGCGGUGGCCGAAGAACCUCGCGGGCGUGCGCGCGGGUAUCGGCCCGCUCGAGCACGCGUUCUGGAACCCGCGCGGGAUGUCGGAGGCGACGUUUCUAGAGAUUAAGCGGCGGGCGCCCACGCUUCAGGACGCGUACGACGACGCGUGGCGCGCGGUGGAGGCGGCGAAGAGCGCGCCGCCGCCGCCGCCGUUCCCGCCGCCGGCGAUACCUCCGCCGCCGCCGGCGGCGGCGACCCUCGGGGGGUUGGAGCGCAGCGCGAGCGGGAGGGACCUCGACGACCGCGGGGGCGCGGCGGGGCCCGGGCCCGGAAGGGGCCGAUUCCCCGAGAUCGAAAACGGACUCGUGUGGGUCAUGAAGUACAAGUACGUCAAGCACGGCAUCGAGAACCGCCUGAUCGCGCUGGACGAGGAGGGCGGGCGCAGAGUCCUCAAGAAGAAGAUCAAACCGAACACGAUCGUCUUCAUGUGCGGGUGCAACAGCGACGGCGAGCGGCGCGAGUUCAUGUACCGCGCCUUCCGCGCCGUGCCCGCGGACCCCAACGCGUCCCCGCCCGAGUUCGUCGCCGCGCACGACCCGAGCGCGUUCCAGGGCAAGUACCCGACGCACCAGGUCCGCCUCGCGCCGGUGGAGGGGAUCGGGCUGGACGAGGGCCCGUUCUACGACGGCCCCGAGGCGCACCUGAGCGACGACGAGCUGCGCGCGCUGCCGCGGCGCGUGGAGGACUACCUGAGAGACGGUCAGCGGCCGGGCGCGCCUCGAGGGCACGAGUUCCCGAUCACGCUGAAGAAGCGCGAGGCGGAGGAUCUGCUGGAGACGCUGGUGGAGGCGGCGCGGUUCAGAGGGCGAAGGUGA